Molecule: messenger RNA, 1691 nt
Organism: Hippocampus zosterae (dwarf seahorse)
Lineage: Eukaryota; Metazoa; Chordata; Actinopteri; Syngnathiformes; Syngnathidae
Product: transmembrane protein 184C-like
Exons: 12
Coding region: 153-1463 (436 amino acids)
Biological process (GO): transport
Molecular function (GO): transporter activity
Source: RefSeq, a predicted model, not a curated record
GCGGGACCCGCGAGGAGAUUACGACGGUUUUGGGCGGUCGACAGAAGAGGCGUUGCCUGGUAACAGAAUCCGCCAGCCGCCUGCACGUCACGAAGACGACAGGCCCGCCAACGCCUCCAUCAACACAAGCUCCGACGGUCAAACGUCCGGCGAUGCCGUGCUCGUGCACCGAGUGGCGGCGAUGGAUCCGUCCGCUGGUUCUGGUCGUGUACGGCUUGCUGCUGGCGGCCGUGGUGCCGCUGUGCGUGUGGGAGCUGCACAAGGACAAGGUGGGGACUCACAGCAAAGCGUGGUUCAUCGCCGGCGUCUUUGUCUUUCUCACCAUUCCCAUCUCGCUGUGGGACAUUUUGCAACACUUGGUGCACUACACGCAGCCGGAGCUGCAGAGGCCAAUCAUCAGGAUACUAUGGAUGGUGCCCAUCUACAGUCUGGACAGUUGGCUGGCCCUGAGGUAUCCCAGCCUAGCCAUCUACGUGGACACCUGCAGGGAAUGCUACGAGGCGUACGUCAUUUACAACUUCCUGGUGUUCCUGCUCAACUUCCUGAGUAACCAGUACCCCAGCCUGGUGCUGAUGCUGGAGGUGCAGCAGCAACAGGCUCACCUGCCGCCACUCUGCUGCUGCCCACCGUGGCCCAUGGGAGAAGUGCUGCUCUUCAGAUGCAAGCUGGGAGUCCUCCAGUACACCGUGGUCCGGCCCGUAACCACGGUGACAGCGCUGGUCUGUCAGCUGUGCGGCGUUUAUGACGAAGCCAACUUCAGCUUUCAGAACGCCUGGUCCUACCUGGUUAUCAUCAACAACAUAUCGCAACUGUUCGCCAUGUACUGUCUGGUGUUGCUCUACCGAGCGCUGAAAGAGGAGCUGACUCCCAUCAGGCCUGUGGGCAAAUUCCUCUGCGUCAAACUGGUGGUGUUCGUCUCCUUCUGGCAGGCGGUGCUGAUCGCGUUCCUGGUGAAGGUGGGCAUCAUCUCGGAUAAACACACGUGGGACUGGGCCAGCGUCGAGGCGGUUGCCACCGGGCUGCAGGACUUCAUCAUCUGCAUUGAAAUGUUCCUGGCUGCCAUUGCGCACCAUUACACCUUCACGUACAAGCCCUACGUGCAGGAGGCAGAGGAAGGAACGUGCUUGGACAGUUUUCUCGCCAUGUGGGACUUCUCAGACAUCAGGGCCGACGUCACUGAGCAGGUUCGCCAUGUUGGCCGCACCUUCCUGGGCCGUCCGAACAAGAUUUACUUUGGCGCGGCCGCCCGCCCCGAGCACAGCGAGCACACCGGCCUCCUAUCUCAGGGUGCCGCGGCCGCAGCCGUCUCCGUGCCCGCCUCGCCUUCCUCGACCGGUCGCUACCAGGGCCUCGGGUACACCCCGGCCCCGCACUCCAUCUCGGCUCCGGAGGGAUUUACCACGGCGUCUUGGGAUGAGGACGACGGCGACCGCUCCUCAACGCGAGCGGCGGAUGCUCAUUAACAGGCCGGCAUGCGAUGCUUGUUUCUCGGGCAAAAUGCAUCACUUGGACACGUUACCUUGCAACCGAUUCCCUUUUAGAUGGGGCAUGGUCGGACAUUUCAGACCACACAAAAAAACUGAAUUGUUGUAAAGGUGAGCUCAUCCCACUGCAUACAUACAGGUAGGUGUGUGUGUGUGUGUUUGUGUGUGUGUGUGUCUCAUACACAUAUAAUAAAUAAUAGUGCUAUA